Messenger RNA from Lodderomyces pseudojiufengensis, 2061 nucleotides. It is a transcript of the gene GAL10, whose product is annotated as bifunctional UDP-glucose 4-epimerase/aldose 1-epimerase. Lineage: Eukaryota; Fungi; Ascomycota; Pichiomycetes; Serinales; Debaryomycetaceae. Gene Ontology annotation, molecular function: UDP-glucose 4-epimerase activity; carbohydrate binding. Gene Ontology annotation, biological process: beta-D-galactose catabolic process via UDP-galactose, Leloir pathway. Gene Ontology annotation, cellular component: cytosol. The coding region runs from base 1 to 2061 and encodes 686 amino acids. The record is from RefSeq and is a predicted model, not a curated record. The transcript has a single exon.
AUGUCUUCAGAAGAUCAAUAUAUCUUAGUAACCGGUGGAGCAGGCUAUAUCGGCUCACAUACAGUCAUUGAACUAAUCAAUAAUGGAUACAAAGUUAUAAUAGUUGAUAAUUUAUCAAAUUCUUCAUAUGAUGCGGUAGCAAGGAUCGAAUAUAUUGUGAAUCAACAUAUUUUAUUUUAUAAUAUCAAUUUAAAAGAUACUGAAAAAUUGGAUGAAGUUUUUAAAAAACAUAAAAUUAUAGGAGUUAUUCAUUUUGCUGCACUCAAAGCUGUAGGAGAAAGUGGACAAAUUCCUUUAAAAUAUUACGAUAACAAUGUUGGUGGUACAAUUUCAUUAUUAAAUGUAUGUACUGAAAAUAACGUUAAAACAGUUGUAUUUUCAUCAAGUGCAACUGUUUAUGGUGAUGUUACUAGAUUUGAUGAUGACAGAUAUAUUCCAAUACCUGAAGAAUGUCCAAAUGAUCCAACUAAUCCUUAUGGUAAAACUAAAUAUAUAAUUGAACAAAUAUUGAAAGAUGUUCAUGAUAGUGACCCCAAGAAUUGGAAAGUUGCAAUAUUGAGAUAUUUUAAUCCAAUUGGUGCUCAUCCUUCAGGUUUAAUAGGUGAAGAUCCUCUUGGUAUACCUAAUAAUUUAUUACCUUAUUUAUCUCAAGUUGCUAUAGGUAGAAGAGAAAAAUUAUCUGUUUUUGGAAAUGAUUAUAAUUCUAAAGAUGGUACCCCAAUAAGAGAUUAUAUACAUGUGGUUGAUUUGGCAAAAGGUCAUAUCGCUGCUUUAAAUUAUUUAAAAAGAUUUGAAAAAGAUAUUAAAAACCAAAAUGGACUUUAUAGAGAAUGGAAUUUGGGUACUGGUAAAGGUUCAACAGUUUUUGAAGUAUAUGAAGCAUUUUGUAAAGCUGUUGGCAAAGAAUUACCAUAUGAAGUUGUUGGAAGAAGAAAAGGAGACGUUUUAAAUCUCACUGCUAAACCAGACAGAGCCAAUACAGAACUAGAAUGGAAAGCUGAAUUGAAUGUUGAAGAUGCUUGUAAAGAUCUUUGGAAAUGGACUACUGAAAAUCCUUUUGGAUUUGAGAUCAAAAAUUAUGAAUGGACUAAAUUUAACGAUUUGAAUAAUAGGUUACAUCGAUUCGUAUUAGGAGACUUUGAAGUUAAAUUUUGUAAUAGAGGAGCAUUGAUCCAAAGUAUAAAUCUUGGAGAUGAAGAAUUAGUAUGCGGAUUCAAUGAUGCUGAAGAAUACGAAUCUGAAACAAAUCCAUUUUUUGGAACAACAAUUGGAAGAUUUACAAAUAGAAUUAAAGACAGCAGUUUUCAACUCGAUGGUGAAACUUUUAAAUUGACAUCAAAUGAAAAUGGUAAUACAUUACAUUCAGGCUCCCAUGGAUUUGAUAAACAAAAUUUCUUUGGGCCAGUCGUCAAAUCAAAAAAUGGUGAAUUUGAUAUCAAAUUUAAAUUAAUUGAUGAAGAUGGAAAUGAUGGAUUCCCCGGAAAAUUGGAGACUAUUGUUCAUUAUGUCAUUCAGAAUGAAUCUAAUCCAAGUAUAACUAUAGAAUAUGAAAGUAAAUUGUUGACAAAAUCUUCAACUAUUAUCAAUUUAACUAAUCACUCAUAUUUCAAUCUAUCCAAUAACUCAACAAUUGACGGUACUGAUAUCAAAAUUUACACCAAUAAAGUUUUAGAAUUGAACUCAAAUGGUUUACCGACCGGAAAAAUAGUAACAAGAGAAAAUAUUCCAACGAAAUUGACUCCAGAGACUAAUUUUGAUGAUUGUUUCGUUGUUAGUGAAAAUAGUCAAAUUGAUACAAGAUCAAAUAGCUUGAACAAAAUUUUUGAAGCGAGUCACCCAAAUUCACAAACAAAGUUAGUGAUAUCAACAACUGAACCAAGUUUCCAAUUCUACACUGGUGAUGCAAUUAAUACUCAUGGAUUUGGUAAAAGAAGUGGAUUUUGUGUUGAACCUUCUAGAUUUGUUGAUGCUAUCCAUUUAAAGAAAUAUGAAAAUCAAGUCAUUUUACUAAAGGAUGAUGUUUAUGGAGCUAAAUCAAAGAUGGAAUUCAUUAAGAAAUAG